GUGCAUUCCAUCGCUCCAUUUGCAUCUUUAACUCUUUCUCUGCGUCAUGAGUGUCUCGUAUUCCAGCUUCAUUCUGUGCCUCUUCCUGAGCGCCCUUGUCGCUGUUCAGGCGGGUAUUAUCACUAGCCAUCCCGACGAGCUAAUCAGUGGUCCUGCCCAGUAUGAGUUCCAUUACUCUGUCCACGACAGCCACACCGGCGAUGUUAAGGAUCAGUUUGAGCACCGACGGGGCGAAUACGUGACGGGUCGCUACUCUCUAAUCGAGCCCGAUGGCCAUCGUCGCAUUGUGGACUACACUGCCGACCCGCUGUUGGGCUUCAAUGCCCAGGUCCGUCGGGAGCCGCUGUCUCGUUAUUGAAAUGGCUUUUUCGGAGAAAGGACAAAGGACAUUCCCAAGUGACCCCGGACUCGUGAUUUCUCUUCAUUAAUUUGUAGCUGUAAUGGAGGAUGAAUACUUGUAGAAUAAAUCAAAUGGCUGUUUAGUUAGAAAAUCAGUAACUAAAGCGAUUAUGCUUUAAAUUA
Molecule: messenger RNA, 522 nt
Organism: Drosophila kikkawai
Lineage: Eukaryota; Metazoa; Arthropoda; Insecta; Diptera; Drosophilidae
Product: pupal cuticle protein Edg-84A
Cellular component (GO): extracellular matrix
Source: RefSeq, a predicted model, not a curated record